Messenger RNA from Myotis davidii, 733 nucleotides. It is a transcript of the gene PRR3, whose product is annotated as proline rich 3. Lineage: Eukaryota; Metazoa; Chordata; Mammalia; Chiroptera; Vespertilionidae. The coding region runs from base 232 to 720 and encodes 162 amino acids. The transcript has 3 exons. The record is from RefSeq and is a predicted model, not a curated record. Gene Ontology annotation, molecular function: RNA binding; metal ion binding.
GUGGGCGAGCGGGCCUGCGUGUGCAGGGAGAGAGCACCGGGAAUCCGUCCGCAGCGCCCCUGGGCCGAGUCUCCCCUUUUUGUGGAUCCCGAAAACUUUUGCAGAGCGAAGAGCACAUAGAUGGGUGAAAACUGACACUGCUCCGAAUUCCCGGGGUUUACUGGUUGGAUUGAAAAAUGAGUAAUACCACCAAGAAUAAGAGCAGGGUUGUCAGUCCCUUAGCUCAUUAUAAUGACCACAUGUUUGUGUCUACUCUCAGGACCACCCAGCCUUCUGGGCCCUCCCCCCAUGGCCAAUGGAAAGCCUGGUGACCCCAAGUCAGCUCUUCGCAGAGGUCCCCCGGGAUCAAGGGGACUGGUGAUUCCACCACUGCUGAGCCUCCCGCCUCCUCCCCACAGCAGAGGCCCAGCGUGGGGAGGCUUCGGGCCCAGGUCUCGCCCAUACGGUCGCGGUUGGUGGGGGGUCAGUGCUGAGCCUCCUUUUCCUGGGCCAGACCAAGGUAGUCCCCCCAGGGGAGGCUUUCACGAAGAACAGAGACAUCCGCGAAGGCUCAAAAGCUGGUCGCUUGUCAAGAAGACCUGCCCCCUGGAAGAUGAACCCCAGGCUAUGGAAGACAAAUCUAACCGCCCAGUCUGCCGACACUUUGCCAAAAAAGGGCACUGUCGAUAUGAGGACCUCUGUGCCUUCUACCACCCACACAUCAAUGGACCUCCUCUGUGAGACUGCCUUCCCA